Molecule: messenger RNA, 999 nt
Organism: Myxozyma melibiosi
Lineage: Eukaryota; Fungi; Ascomycota; Lipomycetes; Lipomycetales; Lipomycetaceae
Exons: 1
Coding region: 1-999 (332 amino acids)
Source: RefSeq, a predicted model, not a curated record
AUGCCUCGUCGCCACAGUCGAGGACUGUCGCUUGUUCUCAAUAGAGAAAACACGCCUGGCUACGACGACCUCUCAUCCUCACCAAAGUCCUCUCCCAAGGUCGCCUCCCCCAAGCGUUUUGAAGGCGGUUCCUCCAUCCAGGUUCUGCGCAUCACGAAUGAAGUCUCAAACACCGCGCCGCGCAGUCUGCGUCUGCUCGAGGAAUGCGCGCUUCAAGAUACCCAGGGUACAGUGAGCACGACCACGAUGGUCCUUCCCGGCCGCAGAAGCGUCUCUUUUAGCAGGAAAUACUCGAUAUCAUCAGCCGGCUCAGAGUCCUUGGAAGACAGCAGUAUCGCAGACAACGAAAGUAUCCCCGAUGACAGCUACGAAGACCUCAACGCGAAGCUCCGCAUGCGAGCGCGGGCCGAGAACAAAGAGCUCGAAGCAAAGCGCCUGGCCGGCAGCAGUCUUCGGCACGAGUACCUAGUCAGACUCACGACACUGCCUUCUGCAAACGACGGUAGAAUCGGAUUCGACGACCUUUCCGCGUUCUUCUGGGGCUUGGACUACGCCGACAUGCGCCAGCGAGGCGAGUUUGGACGCACGGUCGGAUACCUCCCCGUGCGAGCUGUCGAUAUGGGCAUAGUCAUUGGCAUAUGGCUAAUAGCGGUGCUCGUAUACAGCUGCACACGCGAAACCAGCAAUCGUGAAGGAUUUAAGCCGUCGGUCGGCCAGUUCCAGAAUCUUUUGGACUUACAGUUUGCUGAUUCAAGUCACGUCGCUGAAGUCGCUGUUAAAGAGAAAGAUAGAGAUACUCCCCGAGGAUCUGCUCGACUGGCGGGUAAGAUUACAAAGUCAAACAUUUACCUUUCCGCGAUGGCGUUUUCUAUCUUUGUGCUAUCUCGGACCAUCUACAUCAUGAUAGUAAUCAGACAUGUCUUGCUUGUCGUGUGGAUAUCAGUUAUAGCCAUGAAACGCGCUCCAGGCGUGGGUGGAAUCAAGAUGAUGCUACGAUAG